CUUCAUGGUUCAGGUUUGUUCAGAUUAGAUUUUGUUUUCCUUUUUAUAUUUUGCCUUUGCUGGAUUCUGAGGCAGGACAAUGAAAUGUCUUCUUCAAUAAAACAAACAGUUUCAGAGAUCUCUAUCCAGCUCCCAUGGGGAGAGAUCAGAGGUCGUGUGUGGGGUCCUGAUGAUGGUUAUCCUGUGCUGUGCCUGCACGGCUGGGCUGACAACUGUGGUUCAUUCAACACCCUCAUUCCUCUCCUACCUAAAGAGUGCAGAUAUGUAGCUAUAGACCAUGCAGGGCAUGGCUUGUCUUCCCAUCGUCCUCCUGGAGUUUACUACUGUUUUCGUUUGUAUGUGGCAGAUAUACUCAAAGUCAUUGAUGGUCUCAAAUGGACCAAGUUCACCAUCAUAGGCCACAGUAUGGGUGGAAACAUCGCAGGAAUGUUCAGUGCACUGUAUCCAGAGAUGGUAGAUGCAAUCGUUCUGCUGGAUGCUGCUGGAUUUUUACAAAAAGAUGCUGCAGAAAUAUCUAGUGUGAUGAGAAAGGGGAUCCAUGAGAUGCUUCAGUAUGAAAAAAAGACAGAGCAAAAAUUAAGAGUUUACACUUAUGAGAAGGCGAUGGAGAGGCUGUUAGCUGCAAACCCAACAAUGCCUGAAGAGUCUGUCCACAUCCUUUUAGAGCGAGGUCUGACUGCAGUUGAAGGAGGGUUUGUGUUCUCCAGAGACCUGCGAAUUAACUUACGUAAUGUGCCUGGCACCAUGGAGCAGAGUCUGGAGAUGCAAUCAAGAAUACAGUCUUCUGUUCUUGUAAUUAUAGCUGACAAAGGUUUACCUACUUUCUAUGACUCAAAACAACAGGAAAGAAUUUCCACACUUCUCCAAAGAUAUCGGGAUAGAAACUGUGGCUUUUCUGGGAUCCCCCUGCCUUUCUACAAACAUAGAAAACAUCAAGCAGGAACAGCACAAAUUCCUGCUCUAUGUGCCUGCAAGGAAAGCCUGAGGCAGAGAGAGAAGCAGCAUAAAACCCAGAGCAGAGCGGGCAUCAAAGACAAAAAAGCAAGUUGACUGAGGCUUUAACACAAUUAACCGUGGACAAUGUCUCUUUCUUGAUGCUGCCAGAUUUAUUCAGCUAAGUUACGUUUAGGCUUUAGUGUUACUAGGCUAAUAACACCAGCCAUUAGCUUCAUUUGACAAAAACUCACCUCUAGCUCGCCCAGUAGACUAUAGAGUCCGUGUUUGCGCUGUCUCCAGGAUUUUCUCCGCAGUCUUUUCUUUUUUUUUAGUUCGGGAUUUUUCCGUUAAGAACAAUCCCAAGAACACCAUCGUUCCCUCUUCUUGUACGUCCUCUUCCAUGUUGCGUGUUGUGUUUUCCCGUUGUUAUGUUUCCUUUUCUUCAUUUUUGUUAGAUCACGGGUGAUCAUGCAAGAUUUCUGGCUUGGAGGACAAGAUUUUAGAUCUGUGGUGGGACAGAAUCAUAAUAUGUGUGGUGUUCUGUGUUGAGAUUAUCGGAGCACACCACACACAGUACGAUCAAAACUGUUCAGUGCCUGAUUUUUUUUUAUCUUCGUGUGUGGGGUCUCUAACAUAAAAAAUCUCUUAAGAUUUAGAAAACCCUUAUGUGUGUACCUUGCUUUAGACAGAUGUAGCAUAAAGGAGGAGCUAGGGUGGAGGAAGGCUGCAAAAAGCAGCUUGCAGAGGCUUAAACAGUUUAAAUAUGGCAGCCUAAGUGUGAUUAGCCGAUAGCGUGCUUAGAGCCAAUCAGCUGGCCAUCAGCUGAUGAGGACUGCAUGAGAUCAGCUGCUCUCCAUUAUAUGGAGAUCAGCUGGACUCCAUGGCUCAUACAUGGAGUAAAUGUGCCUCAAAGAGUAAAAACAUUGAGGAACACAUACAGGAAGACCUAUUUAUGCAUACUUUUGUUGUUAUAAGUAGAUGAAUAAAAGAAGAAUGUUCUGAUGUUUUCUCUUAAAAAUAGAUUAGUCGAAACUGUGACACUGACUUACUUACUCCCAGCAAAAGCUCCCAGUUGUUCCCACAGUCUUCCCCACUCUCUCUGGAUGUCCUCACCUUCUCCAGUUGUUUGCCUAUAUCCUUAAACUAAAAUCCUCAACCGUAUAGGUCUAUAUUAGGGGGAUUUUCUCUUUGUUAUACUGUUUUCAGGAUCACUCUCACUCAUAAGCAUAUAAAUCAAAGGCCUGCCCUUUACUUAAACAACUGUACACCAGUCAAAGCCACAUCUGCUGCUAUAAGACAAGGAAUCCAUGAGCAAAUCCCUGAUAUCCUUGACUGCUCUUCCUGGGUCUACCUCAGCUCCAAAUCCAUCCACAUAAACUCUGAUUCCUUCAUUCUCUACCGUCACCCCUUCAUUCUCUAACUCUUGCAUCCUUUAUCCCUCAGCCCAUACUUUCGUCCCUCAUUUUGAUCCAAACUAGCCAUUUCUUGCAAUAACAUAUUCUAAAACAAUCUCUCUACUUAAAUGGUCUUUGUUUUUGAUGAAGAAAGAUUAAGUAUUGUUACAUAAUAUAGAUGUACCGAGAUUUGCUAAAAAAAAAAAAACAGACUCAAAAAGUGUCAGUAAAUGACAGAGAAACAAAUAUAACACAUUACAGAAAAGAAACAUCCUGGCUUAUGCAAAGCUGGAUAAAUGUUCUUUGAGAAAAAGUACCAAAUACUUAACUGCAUGGAAACUUGAAAAUGCAUCACUUUCAGAUUUUGCAGGAUUUUUCUAAAGUGUUCCUGAUCUUUUUUGUCUCUGUCUCAGCACACGGUGGUUACAGUUCCAGGCAAUCAUCACAUCCAUCUGGAUAAUCCUGAAAUUGUUGCUCCACUUGUUUCUGACUUCCUGCAGACUAAAGUGAUCUCACAGCAGCCAUCAGCAUUGUGAAACA
Molecule: messenger RNA, 2870 nt
Organism: Cheilinus undulatus (humphead wrasse)
Lineage: Eukaryota; Metazoa; Chordata; Actinopteri; Labriformes; Labridae
Product: serine hydrolase-like protein
Exons: 12
Coding region: 85-1050 (321 amino acids)
Source: RefSeq, a predicted model, not a curated record